AUGUAGAAACCGGAAUUGCAGAGAAUUUUUAAGGACCUUGCUGCAAAAGUGCCAAAUGAAUAAAAGGAGAAAGCAGCCAUGGAAUUGUAGAGUGUCUACUACAAAUACAUUCAAUAGAGUGAUGAUUUGUUCAACAAGAUUCAAAAACUCAUUAAUAGUCCUGAGAUUCACGAGAAGUUUGGUAAUGAUGAUGAAUUAUAAAUUAAUAGGAGGGAUAUUGGCAUUGGAUUAAUUGACAACCACUGUCUAAGAGGCUCAAGUGUUAACCUUCGUAAAUAAGUUUAUUCCAAAUGUGUCAGGCUAAUUUAUCUACAAUGAUGAAAAAUUCUUAAGGAAGAGUGCAGAAGUCUUUGGAAAAUUACUCAGAUUAGGUGGAACAAAAAUAGCCCAAGUAGUAGAUUCACAUUUUGUGGAGGCACAAAAAUAAUUGAGAAGCGAAAAAUAUAAAUUAGCUGGGGUGCUUAGUUUAAAGGAAAUUUUAAAUGAGGCUGCUUCAAUCACAUUCAAUAAGUUAUUUCAAACCAUGCAAACAGAUCGCAACUUUACACUCAUUCACGGGGCCAUCAGAUCAAAAUAAUAAGCAUUACGAGAAGCAGCCCUCGAUUUAUUUAGUGAAAUUGUAAAAUAAAUUGCAUAAAGAGAAUGUAUCAAAUUCUUAAAGUUUUAUAGAAUCCUACUAAGAUUAUCUAGUGAAAAUUUAUACAGAUGAAAUUGAAUCUAGAAAAAAAUCGAAGGAGGAAGAAUACAUUCAUGGCAAUAUUAUGAUGAUAAAAAUUCUACUCACAUAUGCCAAAUAAGAUGUAAUCUCUAUCAUUAUUAUGAAAAGGUCUUUUCACAAAAUCAAAUCUAUGAUUAAGGAGAAUAUGUGCUAUCUAAAAAAGACCAUAGAUCAGCUAUUAUCAAUAAGGCAGUGAUAGAGACAUUGCCAAUCUUGGCCAAACAUGCUAAACAUAAUUCAGUCUAGGAAUUUAUGGAAUAGAGCAUAUCAUUUCUAUUAUCAUAGACAACACAAUCAAGACAUGUGAAAGAUAAAAGUCUGCCCUACAUGACUUUGGCUAUGCUCAUCUCAUUUUUAAAUGAGAAUAUGCUGCAAGAUCUCAUUAAGAAGGUUAUCUUGCAUAUUAGGUAAGAAUUACUACAAAAGAACUUUUGUGUUGAAAUGAUUCACUGUUUAUAAGUGAUAUUUUAGAAUUAUACAAGGAAGUUCUCAGAAUUCACAUCAGUUGAUGUCCUCGUAGACGUAUCAAUAUUUCAUAUUCAUUUAAGUAAAUACUCUUAAAUGGUUUACAUCCUCAGUCAGUCUAAUUUCUGAAUUAAUUAUGCAGAUAACAAUCCGGACAAUCUAAUUACAUCCAAUAAAAGCUCUUAUAAACAAUUGCAGCUAUUCUUCUGAGAAAGAUCAUCAAUUUCGUAAAUCCUAAGUAACAAAACUUUGAGAGCAGUGUCUUGAAUGACUUUUAAGGAUACUUACAAAAGGCCAUCACUACUACAGAAUUCAGAUCUCCUGAAGCCAUAGCUAAUGCUAUUCAAACACUCAGCACUUUUUCAUUUGAUUUAUAGGACAGUCUUGCAAUCUUUGUGAAGGAUGCUGUUCUACCCAAUCUUGCUAAUUCUAAUCCAAUUAUAAGGAAGGCUACUGCAAAAGCAGGAUGUCUAUUGUACAUAAAGAAGGGUAGAUCGACAGGACAGUAGAUGAUCUCUAAAAAUGUUAUGUACGAAAUCCUAGAUAAAUUUAUGAAUGUUGCCAUUUCAGACACUGAAUAGGAUAUUAGACAAACUAUGCUUGCAUCUCUAAAUGAGAAUUUUGAUCCAUAUUUAAAUUCACCUAACAAUUUGAGGAAAUUGUUUUUAUGCAUGAAUGAUCCAAUUCCAGAAGUUCAAGAAAUUGCUUUGACUAUUCUAUGUCGUCUAUCCAUUUUGAAUCCCUCAGAAAUUACCCCUUUUCUAAAGAAGACUCUAUUUGAAUAUCUAUAAACUCUGACUUUUGAUAACAAUCAACCUGAAAAGCAAACCAUUAAUAAAUUAUACUUAUUGACAUCACUAAUCAAACAUGGUCGUACUAUUGUCCAACCCUACACUAGCAAUAUAGCCAAGGUCAUUCAAUAACAUCUAAAGAAUCCCAACACCAGUGCAAUUGUAACUUCAUAUUUGCUACAGGCAUUUGCUUAGUUAACAGAAACAGCUAAUUAAGAAAUCUUAGUAAAUUUAAAGGAAGUGUUUGAUAUCAUCAUAACAGCAAUGCAAGAUAAGAGUUCGACUCUUAAAAGAGAAGCUGCUGUUAAAUCUCUAAAUUUAAUUAUAAAAAAUACAGGAUUUGUUGUACUCCCUUAUUAUCGUUUUCCCAAUCUAAUGGAUGUCAUAUUCUAGUUAAUCAGAACUGAAACUAUCCCAGAAAUGAGACAAGAAUGUUUGAAAUUACUAGGCAAUCUAGGAGCUGUAGAUUCAUUUAUUUACAAAAGUGUUUAGGGAGUGCCAACCAAACAAAAAUUCAAAUUUCUAAAAAACUAUCAAAACGCUCUCAAUUCUGUUUCAUCAAGUGAAUUAAUGAAUGAAGUUAGAGGAUAUAGUGAGGAUUUGAUACUUAUCGGUAAUUUCAGCACUAAAAUGUUUUUACAUCUUGGAAAAUUGAAAAUGCAAACUGAUUAAGAUACAUUACUUUAUCAAAAUAGUGGUGCAUUAAUAACAAAAUCAGCAACAUUGGAUGCUCAAUCUCAUUAUCAUUAAGCUAUAAAUUCAUAAGAUAUUGAAGAAUUGUUUUAAUAAGUCCCUGUAAUUUAACUUAAUGAUAUUGACUACUAUUCAAAGGUGACCCUAAAAACACUAUUACAAAUUCUGUUGGACCCAUCUUUAUCGAAUAACCAUGAAUUAGCACUUGAAACAAUUAUGUGGAUCAUAGGUACACUUAAAGCAAAGACAGCUAGUUAUUUGAACUAUCUAAUACCAGUCUUUGCUCGUUUGUUGUAAAGGAAUGAAGAAAUGAGAGAGAAAGUAUUGACAUCUUUGUAAAAAGUGAUCCAUUUAUGUGGAAUAUAAUUCAAUCCUCAAUAUAUAGAUUAAGUGAUUGCUUGUGUAAUGCUAUUUUGUUAGGGAUAAGAGUCAUCAAAGUUAGUGUUGAUAGGCUUAGAGAUUAUGGAGACAUUGAUUAAAAGUAGUAAGUAGCACUUAAGACAUAAAGUGGAACCAUUAGUCAGACUAAUAAAUUAGGAAAUCAGUCAAUUUGAAGAGGAGAAAGAUCUGGUUCGUAAAGGAAUAAAGAUAUACAUAUUGUUAGAGAAUUUACUAGACUCUUAGUUGCAUAUGUUCAUUCCAUUUAUGUGUAAGUUGUUGAGUAAGGAAGUAUCCAGUGUUUUAUUGGAAGUUAGAAAGGACAUAAUUAAUUUGUUUGUAUCUUUGUCAAGGAAAUGCCCAACUACAGUUCAAUAUUUAUCAUUGAUUGUGAACUCGUUGUUAAAUCUAGUAGAAUUAAGUGCAAAAACACCAUAGCAAUUAGAAAUGCAUCAGACAGUGUUAAAUUGCAUUGUCAACCUAAUCUUAUAACAUAAGAAUCUUAUGCUUGUGUAUUUACCGAUGAUCCAUUUGCAAGUACAGAAAUAUAAGAUACAUCAUUAAUAAUAUUAAAAAUUAGUUGAAAUCUUUUUGAUGUAUGGUAAUUUAGAAGAUUUGAAUAAUCUAUUGGAUGAGGAUUGCAAGGCCAUUGAGCAAUUAUUUCCAUCUUAGAUUACUUCCUAUUAUUCAAUUGAACCAAACGCACCUAUGUACAAGAAGAUCGAACCUGAAGAAUUAGUGGCUAAAUUUGAUACAGAAUAAAGAAAGCUAAAGGAAGAAUGGUAAGAGUGGAUGCGUAAUACAAGUGUGGAAUUAUUGAAGUUAUCUCCAUUUCUUGUAUUGAGUCCUUGCUCUUCUAUUGCUGAAAUGUAUUAAACAUUAGCGUAUGAAUUGUUCAAUAUUGCAUUCGAUUCAGCUUGGUAUUUCUUGAAUGAUAAGCACAAAGAAUUGAUGGUGUAAUAUUUGGUUAGAGUUAUUAAGGCAGAAAACAUUCCCCUCUAAAUUUCAUAAACUAUUCUAAAUUUAGCAGAAUUCAUGUAACAUGACAAAGAAGGAUUACAGAUUGAUAUUAGUUCAUUAGGUGAAUUGGCUGAAAAAUGUAUGGCAUAUGCGAAGGCUCUUUAUUAUAGAGAACAUGAAUUUGAGACUGCUAACUUAAAAGCCAUACAAUCUUUGAUAUCUCUUUAUACAAAUUUGGGAUUGCAGGAAUCUGCCAAUGGUUUAUUGACUUAUGCUAAAUAAUCCCUAAAGAUUUAGGUGUAAAAUACAGAUUAUGAGCGAUUAAAGAAAUGGGAUGAAGCCUUAUAGGAGUACAGACAAUAACAAUUGAAGUAUGAAAAUGAUCAAAGAAUGGAUUUAGCAAUUAAAUUGGUAGUUCCUAAGAUGAGAUGUUUGAAUGCUUUGAUGUAAUGGUAAACUUUGAUUAGUUAAGCUGAGGAGAUUUUUAAAAGCAAUGAAGAUGCGAAAAAAAAGGAAAUUGCUCACUUAGCUGCAAAUGCUGCUAUGCAUUUAGGGUAAUGGGACAAAUUGGCUACUUAUAAUGAGCAAGUGAAUGCUGAAGAGUUGGACAAACCAUUUUGGAAGGCCGCUGUUUGCAUAUCAAAAGAACAAUUAGAUGAAGCAAAGAUAUAAGUAAGGAAGAGUAGAGAGAGAUUGGAUGGUUUGGUGACGGGAUUAUUAUAGGAAUCAUAUGAUAGAGCUUAGGAUGGAGUAUUGAAAUUGCAAUAGUUAGUUGAAAUGGAAGAAAUUAUAGAAAUCAAACAAUUUGAAAAUAAGGUUUAGAAGGCAGCUUAAGAGAAUGUAGGUGAAUAUUCAUAUAUUAAAUUAUUGGAUGAAUUAGAAAUUCGUAAGAAGAAGCUAAAGGAUAUAUGGCAUGAUAGGUUAAGUGGGGCACCAAAGGAUAUUGAUGUCUGGUAUCGGUUGCUUUCCACCAGACAAUUAUAUUUACCAAAAGUACAUGAUCUUGACAUUUGGAUUAAAUUUGCUAAGUUAUGUUUGAAGAGAUAAAAAAUGGUUCUGUGUAAAUCUACCAUUGAAAUACUGAAAGAAUAAUUCUAGAAUUAGGGAUAGGCUCCUCUGCCUGUCACUCUUCACAUCUUCAAUAUGCAAUUUGAAUAUGUUCAUGCCAAACAUGAAAUCUAAAUUUUAGAUUAGGUUAGAGAGUACUUCACCAAUUAGGAAUAAAUCAGUUCUAUUGAUUCUAAAUUAAAAGCUAAGACUUUCUUUACUCUAGGAAAAUGGGCUUAUGAAAGAGCAGAAUCAACAAGUGAUUUAGAGUAGAUUACUAAAUAAUUCGAUGAAUCCUUGCAAUAUAAUUCCACUUAUGCUAAGGCAUGGCAUUAUUAUGGAUUAUGCAAUUUCGAAGUUAUUGAAUAAUAAGAAAAUAGAUAAUCUAUGAAUGCACAUGUAUUCGCAGCAGUCAAAGGAUUCUUGAAAUCCAUAUCCUUAGGAAGUAGAGAUAUAAAGAAGGGUAGAUACAUUCUAUAAGAUACUUUGCGUCUGUUAUCCUUGAUAUUUAAGUAUGGAAUGGAAGCUGCUAUAUCUGAUGAAUUCAGACAGAACUACAAAUAAAUAGAUGUUAUAGCUUGGAUUGAUGUCAUUCCAUAAAUACUAGCCAGAAUCCAAAUUCAAAAUCCAAUAAUUCAAUAACUAUUACAAGAUUUAUUAAUUCACAUCAGUCGCAUUCACCCUUAAGCUCUUAUAUAUCCCUUGACUGUUGCUUGCAAAUCAAAAAAUCAAAUUAAAAGGUUGUAAGUACUUAAGAUAUUGGAUGAUAUGAAAAAGCAUUCUCCAAUUCUUGUUAAUGAAGCCCUAAUAAUUAGUGAAGAACUCAAUCGUACUGCCAUAUUAUUGAAAGAAGCAUGGAGAGAAGGAAUCCAAGAGGCUUGGACAUCUUUUUCAUAAGAUAAGAAUAAAACACAUGUCGAGAGAAUUUUAAGAGGAUUACAUGAUAAUAUGAGAGUUAAACUUGAGAGUUUAAGUGAGAUCUCAUUUCAUCAAACAUAUGGAUAAGAGAUAUUUGAGGCUGAAGCUUGGUUAUAGAGGUAUUUAAGAACUGAAGAUUAAGUAUGUUUAUGUGUUGCUUUUGAUAUCUAUACGAGAAUCUAUCAUAAAGUUUAGAAGAGUUUAGAAAAAAUGAAGAAGGUUCAUCUUGAGAAUGUAUCUCCAAAAUUGCUGGCUACUUAAAAUUGUGAGAUUAGUAUUCCUGGAUUGUAUAAACCAAACAAAUAACUAAUUACAAUCAAUGGAUUUGCUCCUAGAUUAGAUGUCUUAUCAAGUAAGUAGCAUCCAAGAUAAGUUAAGAUGUUUGGAAAUGAUUCAAAGGAGUACCAUUUCUUAUUAAAAGGACAUGAGGAUUUAAGGUAAGAUGAAAGAGUGAUGUAAUUAUUUUCACUAGUAAAUCGUUUACUUACAAAUGAUACUGAAACAGAGAGGAAAGAUCUUACGAUUACAAGAUACUCUGUUAUUCCUUUAUCUCAUAAUACUGGAUUAUUAGGAUGGGUAUAGAAUUGUGAUACUUUGCAACAAUUAGUAAGAGAAUAUAGGGACAAAUAUGCAAUCAGACCCAAUGCAGAAAGCACUUUAAUGGAAUAAUUUUGUGCCUAGUAUCAAAAUCUACCCUUGCCUAACAAAGUUGAGAUUUACAGACACAUACUUGAAAAUACAAGAGGGGAGGAUUUGUAAAAGGUUUUGUGGAUAAAAUCACCCAAUUCUGAGGUUUGGCUUGAAAGGAGAAUCAAUUACACAAGAUCUUUGGCAACUAUGUCAAUGGUAGGAUAUAUUUUGGGAUUAGGAGACAGACAUCCAUCCAACUUUAUGUUGCAAAAAUUAACUGGUAAAAUUGUACAUAUAGAUUUUGGAGAUUGUUUUGGUAAUUGAUACAUGCUUAUACAUUAAUAGAAGUGGCAAUGAAGAGAGAGAAAUAUCCAGAGAGAGUCCCAUUCAGACUUACUAGAAUGUUGGUAAAAGCAAUGGAGGCUUGUGGAAUAGAAGGUGUAUAUAGACAUACUUGUAAUGUUGUAAUGAGAGUACUAAGGGAAAACAAAGAGUAUUACUAAUUCUAUGAUUUAGAUCUCUAUUGGCUGUGUUAGAUUCAUUUGUAUAUGAUCCUUUACUUACUUGGAGACUUUUGAAUGCAUAAGAUCAUAAACCUAAAAAGGAGGCUAGGAAUGUAGAUUUACACAAGUAAAUUCCACAAUAAAUGAUCAAUUAACUCAAUGAUAAGGAAAUUAACUAGGGGAAGAGUUUGAUUCAAGUCAUUCCGGAAGCUAAAAGGAGGGGCAGCAUAAUUGAUGACGGAAAACAGUAAUAAACUCUGAAGAGAAAGGAGAGUGGAAGAGAGAAGGAAAUUUAUUUUGAAUUCGCUGAUGAAGAGAGGGAAAUACCAGAUGAUUUAUAAAAUUAGAAGGGGUUAGAGGUUAUUGAGAGAAUCAAGAAAAAAUUACAAGGAAGAGAUUUCAAAGAGCAUGAAGUGUUGUCGACAGAAAGUCAAGUCAAUCAACUUAUACUAUAAGCAACUAAUCAUGAAAACAUUGCGUAGGCUUACUUGGGAUGGUGUCCAUUUUGGUGA
Molecule: messenger RNA, 7615 nt
Organism: Paramecium octaurelia
Lineage: Eukaryota; Ciliophora; Oligohymenophorea; Peniculida; Parameciidae
Source: the annotation of a GenBank genome assembly